UCACGGGCUGCUUCCUGGGGGUGGAGGCCUGGUCGAGGACCGGGCCGCGGGGACUCUAAGCCCCAAAAUCAUGUCAAAGUAACCGCAAGAUACUGGAAGAUAACUAUACGUUGUUACAACUUUUAUAACAACGUAGAGAACCUUUUGUUUCGUUGUUAUGUGGUGUGUGGGAUGGUGCGGUGGUCCUGGUUACCUGGUUGGUGGGGUUCUGGGAGUUCUUCUACUCCCCAAGAACCUAUAUGACUUGUGAGAGUUUGGUCCACCAGGCUGUUGCUUGGAGCGGCCCGCAAAGCGGUUUAUAUUCAUAAACAAGAAGGCUAUGACGGGUUUAUUGGGGAGUUGGUCGAGUCUGACAAAGCUACUAACAUAGUUGCCAUACACUACAGUGUCUUCUUGUAUGGUCACCUUGCCAUGAUUUCAGGGCUUAACUUCUCCGCGGCCCGGUCCUCAACCAGGCCUCCUGGUCGAGGUGUUCUUGGUUCAGAACUAACACCAUCACCACUGGCGCCACAGAACCACUGGGAAAGUAUGCGAGAUCGGAUCAGAUUCUACAGUUAAUAGACAACAUUAAGACAGUUUGAAUACCUUUGUCCAUGUCAUCCCUGGUUGGCAGUACUGCCUGGAACAUAACCAAGUUACCCGUGUGUAGAGCUGUCUCGUUUUCUAAUAUGUGAUUUGGUCGAGCCUUUAUUAAGAGGAGCGAUGUAUGGUGAUAUUGGACGUGUUGGUUCUUAGUUUGUUGGUGGAGGUGUAGGGUGCAGGCGUUAGUGUAGGGUGCAGGCGGUGAUGUAGGGUGCAGGUGGUGUGGCUCUGUGCACGUUAUUAAAGGUCAAACGUGCUUACUGUUGUGUAAUGGUGCCGUCAGUAUCUAUACAGGAGGUGGUGGUAUUCAGAAGAUGAGUGGAGUGCUCUGCUGUACGCGUGAUGUCUGCUGCUGCUGGUGCUGCUCCCCCCAAUGAGUGGGGGUUACUGUUGUGUCUGCUGGAGCCUCCUGCUAGCUCUUGGCUCCCAUAUUUCUAACCCUCGGAAGCCUAGUUUACGGACUCUCGGUUCCUCUUGCAUAUUUGCUAUGUAAUUAUCUCUCUCUCUCUCUCUCUCUCUCUCUCUCUCUCUCUCUCUCUCUCUCUCUCUCUCUCUCUCUCUCUCUCUCUCUCUCUCUCUCUCUCUCUCUCUCUCUGGGGUGUAAAUCGUACUCUUUUUUGCUUUGUAGGUGGAAUGUUUGCAGUUUAACUCCGAACGUGAUUCCCUGAUAUUCUUGCAUUAUUGUUGGUGUCACUGACCUACCUUACGGCUGUAAUAUAUAUUACUGUCGUCCGGGACAGGAAGCCUAUCUUAGGCUUAACGGGGUCCCCCCCCCCCCAUCUCCUAAGCCAACUACUGACCUUCCACAGGAUGCCAACCACAACAGUUUACAGACUCCUGGGCACCUAUUUUACGGCUAGCUGAAUAGAGGCAUAGGGUGAAAGAAAACGAGCCCAACCAUAUCUGUCCCCGCUCGGGGAUCGAACCUGGGUUCCCGACUGAAAUUUUUGUAUAUGUUCAAUACCGGUUGGUUUUUCAUUAUGUAGAUUUCAUAAUAUUUUUUUCCUUGCAGGUGUUUUUUGUAUAUUAUUAAUGAAAACAGUGCUAGAGAACACUACAGAAAAUGUUCAUGAUGGGUAGACUAUGGUAGAGUUUGACAUGAUACAAUGGAGAGUGACUUUGAUCCGCUGAUUAGAUCUCUGUCCACCGUUGACGGUGACGACCUGGUGAGCUGGUGCAGUGACGGUGACUACGGCACCUGCAAGGCUUACCUGGCCCACGUCAUCAGUGUGGACGAGGAGGACGAUGAUAGCGGCCAGGAGGACGAGGAUGUUUGGGACGAGAAUGCUUCAGUCCGGGAUGAACGUCCCACUCUCUACAUCACAGAAAAUGGGGUUGGCGCUGACUCCAUUGAUGGACAGACUAAAGUAUCCUUUGCGAAUGGCGCUCGGGACGUGUGCGGCGGUAAAUGUUUCGAUACAGUGAAAGAUUUGGUCAAUGAAGAUGAUGAUAGUGAUGUGCCGGGAAUGUGUUGUUGUGAAGUGCGUGAUGGACAGCUAGUUGAUAGUGAUGAUAGUGUUAGUGACCUCGGGAAAUGUGUGGAAACUCGCCCGCGUAGUGUCACCAUCGAAGUGACUACUGAAGACGAAGGGAAUGAUAUAUUCUUAUGUGAAUCGUCAGCCGCCGAGUCUUAUCAGUCUCCACAGUUCGCGGCGCCUCCAGACGAGCCCUUCGAGGCUCCUGCUGGACGCGCUGAUGGCGGAGAUGACGUAAGACGUCUGGCCAGGAAUCUGGGUCAAGAUGUGCGUACUAAUUGCGCAUUCGUGACCCAUAACGUAAGCGAAGUUCCACAAACUUUCUCGAAUGCUUUUUCUGACGUGAAAAGCACUAACGAGGAUACUUAUCGCUCUAAUAAUCCUGACGCACAGAAUGACUUUUGUAGAGUCUGUGAAACAAACCGGGCCUCGGGGACACCGCCCCCUGACAUUCUCCGAAGAGAGUCUUGUGAAGACGACGGACAUGUGACCAAUUCUGAGGAUGGGGAGAAUGCCUUCCUCGUCAGCGGCGUCUGUGGAGUCUGCAACACGUCACGUGAAAGUACCGACGCAGAUCUUCAAACAGAGAGAGCAGAGGCGGCCAGCCCGCCGCUGGGAGCUGUCCUGCAGGAUGCCUGCGUGUCCAGCAUCACCAGCGAGCAGGACAUGACGCCAGACACAGAUGAGAAUGUAUCAGAGUUAAGAUUAUCUUCACACCACGAGGCGCCCGUCGAUGAUAUUGUUAACAAGGAGAAAAAGGCGGAUGUAAACGGAAACAUUAAUUUUGUGUUUAGCGAGUUGGCUGAGAUAACACAGUACGUUGGCAACAAGGGUCUUGAUGACCUUAGACACGAAGUAAGACCCGCCAUGAUGGAAGGAACGUUGGGAGACGAAUGUACUGAGAAAUUAAAGGAUAUUAGCAUGGUUCUGUAUGUGCAGGAACCGGUACGAGAGGCAGAGAAUGAGAGAGUUAAAUUAAACAUGUUUCCUGGAGAUACUGAAAGCGACUGGAAAGAGGAACCACUCGGAGAGGACCUCCUGCAGGAGGCGACGAAGACACUAAGUCAGGAGGCAGCAGGUAUUGGCACUGCUGAUCCAGAAAACAUCCUGGACUCUACAUACUCAUAUUUAAAAGCCAAAGAUGAGGAGAUAAUUGCUCUGGGUGAUUGGAGCAGCCUAGGGAAGGACGAUGGGGCACCCAAUAUAGGUGUUGAUAGCCCUGACAACAAGAGCCAAGGCGAGGGCAGGAUGGAGCACCACUAUGAUAAUGACGUCAUAUCUGGCGUUACAUCCGGUGUAACCAAAAAAUGUACCAUCAGUGCCCGUGCUGAGUGUGUGGACGCAGUGUGUGUUGCUCAGGCUGGUCAACAAUUUAGCAGAAAGGUAACAAUAGGAGAGAGUGAAGAGGGGCGAAGAGAGGAGGUGGAGGAUGACGCCCUGUUAGAGGAAGAGACGGCAAGGCUCGCUACUUGGGCCCACAGUGACUUAAUAGCCAAGGAUGGCGCUAGUUUAUACGUAGUAGAGAGCGGGAGGAGGAGGAGGUGCUGGGGCAGUUGUGGCCAGCAACGAGAACAGGGGCGUGUUAAGGCGCUUCCAACCUUUCAGAACUUGGGUGCUUCUUGUGAAGUGACGAUUCCUAGAACAGGUACAUAUCUAGAGGAACUUUCUUCUGAAACUUUAAGAAAUCAAAAUAAGUUUCAAUGUGUGAAACUCGGCGAGAGUCAGACAGGGGAAAACAAACAUAGAGAUGUUGAUGAUAGAAAGAACGUAAAAUUAGAUCAUUUGGAGUUUAUUUCACGUUCUGAAUGUGAAGACCAAGUCGACUUUGCUCCUUCCCUGCAGGUUAAUGUUUCUCCUGCCACACCUGGUAGACGGUCACAACGUUACUUAUCGAGUGUGUUCGAUUUUUCUCGUGGUGACGCUAGCGAGGAAAUAAUUAGCACACGGUCAGAGAGUCUAAAUUUGAAUGAAACCAGUUGCGAGAACACUUACAGUGUUACUUAUGUGAGAGAACCCGAGCCUAAGACUCAACAUCACAUUGACCAGAAGGUAAACACACUUACAUACGCCGGCGAAGCUAAAGUGCGCUGCUUGCAGGCGAGUAGCGGUGACGGGCGUGACGGUGACGGGCGUGACUGUGGCGAGCUGUGUGUGCUAUCUGGCGUGACCACCAGAGACGAACCUGAUCCCCAGGUUAACCACGUCGACACAGCCGCCAGGCUUACCACUGCUGAGGAAGGUGAGCAUCCCUAUGAGGUGAACGAAAGUGGUGACUCACGUGUUAGUGGAGAAGGUAACGACGAUAACGACCCGUUAUUAAGGUCAGCAGAUGAAGCAGAUAAAUAUCUUGAUGACGCAGAGCACCGCAAUAAUUGUGAGGUUUCGCUGACCAACUCCCAGAUCGAAGAUCAGUGUGUCGGUGGCGACAGUGAGAACUCGGAGGGCCCGCGCGCUCCUGCUGUGGCCAGCAAGAAGGUUGGCGACGCUGCUGAAGAACCAGUUGGCGACGCUGCUGAAGAACCAGUUGGCGACGCUGCUGAAGAACCAGUUGGCGACGCUGCUGAAGAACCAAUUGGUGACGUCGAAGAACCAGUUGGUGACGUCGAAGAACCAGUUGGCGACGUCGAAGAACCAGUUGGCGACGCUGCUGAAGAACCAGUUGGCGACGCUGCUGAAGAACCAAUUGGUGACGUCGAAGAACCAGUUGGCGACGUCGAAGAACCAGUUGGCGACGCUGCUGAAGAACCAGUUGGUGACGUCGAAGAACCAGCUGGCGACGCUGCCGAAGAACCAGUUGGUGACGCUGAAGAACCAGUUGGCGACGCUGCCGAAGAACCAGUUGGCGACGCUGCUGAAGAACCAGUUGGCGACGUCGAAGAACCAGUUGGCGACGUCGAAGAACCAGUUGGCGACGCUGCUGAAGAACCAGUUGGCGACGCUGCCGAAGAACCAGUUGGUGACGCUGCUGAAGAACCAGUUGGCGACGCUGUCGAAGAACUAGUUGGCGACGCUGUCGAAGAACCAGUUGGCGACGCUGCCGAAGAACCAGUUGGCGACGCUGCCGAAGAACCAGUUGGUGACGUCGAAGAACCAGUUGGCGACGCUGCCGAAGAACCAGUUGGCGACGCUGCCGAAGAACCAGUUGGCGACGCUGCUGAAGAACCAGUUGGCGACGUCGAAGAACCAGUUGGCGACGCUGCCGAAGAACCAGUUGGCGACGUCGAAGAACCAGUUGGCGACGCUGUCGAAGAACCAGUUGGCGACGCUGCCGAAGAACCAGUUGGCGACGCUGCUGAAGAACCAGUUGGCGACGCUGCCGAGGAACCAGUUGGCGACGUCGAAGAACCAGUUGGCGACGCUGCCGAGGAACCAGUUGGCGACGCUGCCGAGGAACUAGUUGGCGACGCUGCUGAAGAACCAGUUGGCGACGUCGAAGAACCAGUUGGCGACGCUGCUGAAGAACAAGUUGGCGACGCUGCCGAGGAACCAGUUGGCGACGCUGCCGAAGAACCAGUUGGCGACGCUGCCGAGGAACCAGUUGGCGACGUCGAAGAACCAGUUGGCGACGCUGCCGAGGAACCAGUUGGCGACGUCGAAGAACCAGUUGGCGACGCUGCCGAAGAACCAGUUGGCGACGCUGCCGAAGAACCAGUUGGCGACGCUGCCGAAGAACCAUUUGGUGACGUCGAAGAACCAGUUGGCGACGCUGCCGAAGAACCAGUUGGCGACGUCGAAGAACCAGUUGGCGACGCUGCCGAAGAACCAGUUGGCGACGUCGAAGAACCAGUUGGCGACGCUGCCGAAGAACCAGUUGGCGACGUCGAAGAACCAGUUGACGACGCUGCCGGAGAACCAGUUGGCGACGCUGCCGAAGAACCAGUUGGCGACGCUGCCGGAGAACCAUUUGGUGACGUCGAAGAACCAGUUGGCGACGCUGCCGGAGAACCAUUUGGUGACAUCGAAGAACCAGUUGACGACGCUGCCGAGGAACCAGUUGGCGACGCUGCUGAAGAACCAGUUGGCGACGUCGAAGAACCAGUUGGCGACGCUGCUGAAGAACCAGUUGGCGACGCUGCCGAAGAACCAGUUGCCGACGCUGUCGAAGAACCAGUUGGCGACGCUGCUGAAGAACCAGUUGGCGACGCUGCAGAAGAACCAGUUGGCGACGCUGCUGAAGAACCAGUUGGCAACGCUGCUGAAGAACCAGUUGGUGACGCUGUCGAAGAACCAGUUGGCGACGCUGCCGAAGAACCAGUUGGCGACGCUGCCGGAGAACCAUUUGGUGACGUCGAAGAACCAGUUGACGACGCUGCCGAAGAACCAGUUGGCGACGCUGUCGAAGAACCAGUUGGUGACGUAGAAGAACCAGUUGGCGACGCUGCCGAGGAAUCAGUUGGCGACGCUGCUGAAGAACCAGUUGGCAACGCUGCUGAAGAACCAGUUGGCGACGCUGUCGAAGAACCAGUUGGUGACGUAGAAGAACCAGUUGGCGACGCUGCCGAAGAACCAGUUAGCGACGCUGCCGAAGAACCAGUUGGCGACGCUGUCGAAGAACCAGUUGGCGACGCUGUCGAAGAACCAGUUGGCGACGCUGCCGAAGAACCAGUUGGCGACGCUGUCGAAAAAACAGUUGGCGACGCUGCCGAAGAACCAGUUGGCGACACUGCCGAAGAACCAGUUGGCGACGCUGCCGAGGAAUCAGUUGGCGACGCUGCUGAAGAACCAGUUGGCGACGCUGCUGAAGAACCAGUUGGUGACGUCGAAGAACCAGUUGGCGACGCUGUCGAAAAAACAGUUGGCGACGCUGCCGAAGAACCAGUUGGCGACGCUGUCGAAGAACCAGUUGGCGACGCUGCCAAAGAACCAGUUGGCGACGCUGCUGAAGAAACAGUUGGCGACGCUGCCGAAGAACCAGUUGGCGACGCUGCUGAAGAACCAGUUGGCGACGCUGCCGAAGAACCAGUUGGCGACGCUGCUGAAGAACCAGUUGGCGACGCUACCGAAGAACCAGUUGGCGACGCUGCCGAAGAACCAGUUGGCGACGCUGCCGAAGAACCAGUUGGCGACGCUGCCGAAGAACCAGUUGACGACGCUGCUGAAGAACCAGUUGACGACGCUGCUGAAGAACCAGUUGGCGACGUUGUCGAAGAACCAGUUGACGACGCUGCCGAAGAACCAGUUGGCGACGCUGCCGAAGAUAUCAACUACGAUGUAGAUAAACAAAUUAACGAAGCCGAAUAUAGAAGCACGAAGAAAACACUUGAGUUGGCCGAAGGAAGAAAUAGUGAAACAGAAGAAAAACUAAGUAGUGUAGAGGAGGAGGAACAACAGAGAAGUGUAGAGGAGGAGGAACAACAGAGUAGUGUAGAGGAGGAGGAACAACAGAGUAGUGUAGAGGAGGAGGAAGAACAGAGUAGUGGCGCAUCUGAAAGUCAACUAAGCUCUCUAACUGUAGUAAAUUGUGAUGAAUCUGUAGAUGAAACUAUUGGAGAAGUGAGCCCGCAAGAUGCUGAGAACCUGGCGAAGGAACAAGGCGAGUUAGAACAAGGUGUCGUCGACAGGAACCCACUUGUCACUGGAACUGGAGACGACGAGGUCGUGCUUGAAGACACUCCUGUAGAGGACUUGCUUGAAGAAAGCAGGCGCCUGAUUAAAACUGACAUGAGCAGUAACCGCGACUCUGGCACCAGCUACCUCAGCGAGGCGGACAACGACUUCAGCGACGACGACACCCUCGUUGGACGCAGCAGCGACGGCGACGGCGUUGUCAUGAGCGGCACAGAGGAGGGCAGCAGCAGUGGCAGCGCCGGAGGCAGCUGCAGGAACAGCGACGAGAUCUUUUUCAAGUCACACAGGAGGGAUGACAGUGGCGUCGAAGUGGGCAGCUGUUACAGCGAUCACCAGGUGGACCACCACCUGGACCACCACCUGGACCACCAGCUGGACCACCAGGUGGACCACCAGGUGGACCACCGCCACCACCUGUGCCGCUGCCACAGUGGCUGCUACCAGCAGGACAUAGACUCGAAGUACACCAGACGAAGGAACAGUGAAGUCGCGUAUGGAAGCUCAGGAAUAGAACACUUGGGAAACAGACGUCUGGAGACAGAGUGCCCGCGCGAACAUGACGAUAACAUCAGUGUUAUGAGUGAAGUGAUCGAUGUGCCUCCUGAAGGUGAUCAAGGGGGGGAGGGGGACGAACCCGGCGGCAGGAGAUUUAAAAGGAGCCGCCAACACCAGUUUAGGAUCGGCAGACGCUUCAGCAGCCAGAAGAUGGUGAGGAAGAUGAAGAAGGCUGUCCACUUCGGCAAGAAGUCUACCAACUCUGAGAUCGACAUCGAAGUCCAUCACACCAAGAUCCAACUUCCCCAACAAGAAAGCUUCGGGAAGCGGUCGGGAGGUGGAGGCAGGCGAGCCAAUGAGUGUCUUAUUCUGGAGCCCUCCGAGAUGAUCGUGAUUGACUACCCAGACGUGCAGUUGAUGCGUCCAGGGCAGCGCGUGUCGUGCAACACCAUGAACUUGGAGAAGUUGAUGGCCCUGGAGCAAGACGAGAUCACUAUCAGGCCUGGGGGUCGUGGGGCGCCGCCCCCUCCACCUGGCCACCACCACCAUCAGUACGAAGCUGAUCACCACCACCACCACCAUCACCUGCCGCACCACCACCACUCCCACCACGACACCUACCUGCCCGACCUGGUGGGCAGCGCCAUCCUGAGGGGCGCCAGGAGUCGCGGUAGUGUCGGCUCCUCCGUGCGGGACGGCUCUGACACCUCCAGUGCCUACUCCGGCUCUGACACCAUGUGUCACUCCUUACAGUCCUCCCUCGAGCCAGACGACGUUGACCUCUCGGGUCUGACAGAGAGCGCAGUGGACUCUGACGAAGAAGACUUGGCCGAGAGCAUUGAGAGCUUAGCAGUCCGGGAUGCAGUCCGGGAGUGUCUGGAGAAGGAUCCCAGCGAGAGGACGGAGGAUGAUAUCAAGGUGUUGCUCGAGUUCACACAGCGACUUCGGGCAUUUUCCAACAUGACGCUGGCGGUCAGGAAAGCUAUGUGUCAAGCUAUGGUUUUUGCUGUUGUGGAGGAGGCUGGAACUAUUCUCAUGAAUCACGGUGAAGAGCUGGACUCGUGGAGUGUCAUUAUCAAUGGUCACGUUGAAGUGACUCAGCCUGAUGGCUCCGUUCAUGAGCUUCAUCUAGGAGACAGCUCUUUUCUUUCUCCUAGUUUUGGUAUCACUCCAACGAUGGAGAAACUUUACCAUCAAGGCACCAUGCGCUCCAAAGUGGACGAUUGCCAGUUUGUUUGCAUCCGUCAGACAGACUAUUAUCGCAUCCUACACCAGUCUGAGGAGAACAUACGCCGUCAUGAAGAGAAUGGAGUACUGGUCUUGGUAACUGAGCAGAGGCCUAUAGAUGCAGGCAACAGAAAGGGCAAUAUUGUCAUCAAGGGUACCGCUGAAAGACUCAUGCAUCAGUUGGUGGAGGUUGAAAAUAAUGUGGACCCAACAUAUGUGGAGGACUUCUUGCUUACUCACAGAACAUUUAUAGAGUCUCCACUUGUAGUUGCCAAUAAACUGUUACAAUGGUUUGAAGAUCCAUCUCUGCGAGACAGAGUGACUCGGGUGGUGUUGUUGUGGGUUAAUAACCACUUCACUGACUUUGAGAUGGACCCAGUCAUGAUGAACUUCUUAGAACAAUUUGAAGAAGGUUUAGAGAGAGAGAAAAUGGCCGGUCAGCUCCGUUUGUUAGAUUUUGCUUGUGCCACCAAAGCUCGAGCAAGAACCGUGACAUUGACAAGACCUAGCAGGGAUGAGAUCCUUCAUUUCUCCAUUUUAGGAGGAUAUGAAAGAGGAUAUGGUAUAUUUAUUUCAAAGGUUGAGAAAGGAAGCAAGGCAGAAGAUGUUGGUUUGAAGCGUGGUGAUCAGAUUUUGGAAGUUAACGGACAGAGCUUUGAUCAUAUGAAUCAUGCAAAAGCACUUGAAAUCCUUCGACAAACUUGUCACUUGUCUAUUACUGUUAAGAGCAAUUUAUUAGCAUUCAAAGAGAUGUUAACUACACCAGAAAAUUCUCCAAGACCACGAUCGAGGAAAUCUUCAGAUGUACGUGGCAUUGCUGAUAUUAAUAGUCACUUGGCACACAACUCUGCCUUUACCUCUGCCAUGAAUAUUCCAAUUGACCAUAUUCAGCAGUCCCCCAGGGAUAAAGGCAAAGUUGGCAAUAAUAAGGGCUCCUUCAUGACGACAAAAGCCAACAAACUCAAGAAGAAGGUUAUAGAGUCUCUCAUGCCAAAGAAUAAUGCAUUUGAUCAAGACUCUCAAGCAAACAGCGAUGAUAGCGUUUCAUCACACUCGAGUGUAGGUGGGGGAUUAUACCAUAGCCAAAGCAAUCCUGAUCUAAGCACAACGGGAACAUACGACGAUGUGAGAACUGAAUUCCCAGAGCAUGUCUUAAAGGUAUACCGAGCAACUGAUCAACAAGCAAGAUUCCUACCCGUACACAAGGAGACAACAGCACGAGAAGUGGUGAUGCUUGCAUUACAAAUAUUCAAUAUUAAUGACCCAACUGGUUCAUCCAAUUAUGCUUUAUAUGAGGUUACUGUGACAGAAGAAGGGAUCACGAAACAAAAGCGAUUGCCCGAUUCCUUACAGAAUUUGGCAGAAAGAAUAGGAUUGAGCAGCAGGUAUUAUUUAAAGAAUAUCACAGUUUCCCAGACACUCUUUCCUGAUGAUAUUGUCAGUGAAUUAAUAAGAGAGUCUACAGUGUACUUCCUUCAGCUUAACUCUGUCGAGCUAGCCAUUCAACUUACCCUUGAGGACUACACAGUAUUUCGUCAGAUUGAGCCCACAGAAUAUAUCGACUACCUCUUUAAUCUCAAGUCUAAUUAUGGAACUCCUGCUUUGUCUCUGUUUGCGGAGCUUGUGAAUCGAGAAAUGUUUUGGGUGGUGUCAGAAGUCACCUCGGAACACAAUCUAGUCAAACGUUCGAAGACUGUAAAGCAGUUUAUUAAAGUAGCAAGGCAAUGUAAGGAGUGUAAAAACUUCAACUCAAUGUUUGCUAUCCUAUCUGGCCUGGGCCACGGGUCAGUCUCCAGACUGAAGCAGACAUGGGAACGUUUACCUUCCAAGUAUCAACGAAUGUACCAUGAAAUGCAAGAACUAAUGGAUCCCUCAAGAAAUAUGAGCAAAUAUCGUAACUUGGUUCAGAACGAAAAUAUACAAUCGCCAAUUAUUCCAUUCUAUCCAGUUGUUGCAAGAGAUUUAACCUUCACUCAUGAGGGCAAUGAUGAUAAGGUUGAAGGCCUCAUUAACUUUGAGAAGCUUAGAAUGAUCUCAAGAUACAUCCGGGACCUUCAGAAUAUGUGCUCUGCGCCUUAUGACUUGUUCAACAUCCAAGAUGCUGGCGGACAACCACCAAGUUCUGCAUUAAUCUCCCUCAACCAGAUGGCGGCUGGAGGACACCAGAUUGCCACAGUUAAGAGGCGUAAGAAGUCUACCGCUGCCCCUGAUAAAAAGAAGAUGUACGAAGAGGCUCAAAUGGUUCGACGAGUGAAGGCGUACUUGUCUCGCAUGAGCAUUAUUACGGAUGAAGAGCAGCUUCGCAACAUGUCCUAUGAGUGUGAAGGUGGUUCAGAGGGCCACAAAACAGCUGGUGGGUCAGUUAGUCAUAACAGCAAUAGCAGCAGUGGUUCAAAUAGUGCUCCACCAACUAAUCCUCCACCCAGAAAGCGUCCUAAUUCUCCCACACCAUCCACCACCUCUUCAACAUCCUCAACAUCACAGACAUCUGAUGGAAAGAAACAAACAGCAAAAUUUGGAGCUACAUCUCCCCAGUCCAUAAGCAAGAUGAAGGCCCUGGCCGAGCCCAAGACGAAGCCUCAUCACGGCCCGCGCUCCACCACUACCCACCAUUCACUCUCUCCCACCCCUUCCCCUGGCCCUCCCCGCAGGGGAGCCAUGACCAACAAUAAUUCUCGCUCUACUCAUGAGCGUUCUCAUUCAGACACCCAUGCAGUACCUGUGGACCUUAGUGCAGAGUCUUCCUCUGUCACCUCCCUAUCCAAACUCCAUAAAUCCCACACCUCAGGUUCAAUGACAUCAACCGAGUGUCAUGUAGGCCUGGGUGAAUCUGACUCGGGCAUCUCUACCCAUUUUGAUGGACACUCCUCCUCCUCGCUGGAAGUUGGAGGAGUUCUAGGCUACGACUGCCUCUAUCACUCUUCUCCUCCAGCCCACCACCGACGAUACUCUCAUCAACCAGAAUCACGGUCGCGGCCCCCUUUCCCGCAUGCAGUGGCCGUACUGCCACCUGUCCCAGCAGCAGGCAUGGGUGGUAUGGGUAGCGCGCGUAUUCGGCGUGGAGCUCCGGGUGUUCCUCCCGACUAUAUAGCAACCCAGCUCAGAAUGAAACAGAUGGGACGUGCUCUUUCUCACGAUGGUGUUCAAUAUUAUCCUCAGACACACCAUGAUGGCACUUAGUCAAUCAACACACAAGAAUUUACUACAAAAGCAUGUUAAGAAUUUUGUUAUGAGUGAAUUGUUAUUUCUUCAAAUAUUUCUUUAUAUUGUAUAACAAAACCAAAAAAUCAUUAGUAUAUGUCAGUGAAAGUAUAUAUGUAUUGUUAAAUUUGCAGACGAAGAAGAGGACGCUCAAGUCUCUGCUGUUUAAGCGCUAAUCUGCUUAGCACGAGGUGAUGAACCUAGUCCCAUACUGGCUUAGCCUCUUUAACAGGAAGACGUGAAUGAUUUUUCCAUAAACUUUACAAGACUAGCCUUGAAGAGUUUCUUGUAACACUUUAUUGCCUAUCUCUAAUUUGCUUAGCAAUUAGAUCAUGUGGCAAGCAAGUCAACUAAGAAACCCAAAUUUGCUUAUCUUGUAGGAAUGAAAGUUCAGAAGCCAAAGAUAGAUGGUUCCCAGUGGCUAAGAGAGUUGACAUUUGGAGCUUUUAAUGUGAUAAUUCAUAAUGAGAAUCUGUGAGGCACAAUGAUUACAUCAUACAAUACAAAAGAAUUCAUUUGAUAAUUGUUCAGAAACAUACUUUGAAAGAUUGCUGGUACUCAAUUAUUAGAAGAACAAAAAGUUGUAUUAAAUGGGUUGACUAGAGAUUGAUCCAAUUUGUCAAUUUUCUGGCCAUGGGAUAUUUUGGGGCACAGCUUCAUUAAAACUUUUUAUGGAUAUAAAUACAUGUAGAUCAUGAUUAUAUGUGGAUGUCCUUGUAUAUAUUUAUAUAGAUAGUUAUAUCCAUGUCCAUAUGAUUAGUUAUUAAAUAUAAUGCCUAGUUGUAUGUAAUGAGGUCAGCAAUUUUGAGGCUUAAUCAUUACUUCUGUAUGAGACUUUUUAACACUGUAAAUAAAAAAAUAAUAAACCAUAUGGAAGAUAAACAUAAGACUCGAGAUGUUGACUCCUCAGUGACCAUUGGUGGAUUUAGAUUAUCCACAUCCUAAUGUCUGUCUCUUAAGAUAAAACCAGCCAGCCACUUCGUCGUCCAAAUCCAACCUAACCCAGGGAACCACUAAUGCUUAGCUAGAAGGCAACCAUCCCCUGUCAUGGUGGAUUUAAGUUAUCAUUUAUCUUAUCUCUUAUUUAUUUUUGAACGGCUAAGCAGCAGCUUCGGAGGUAAGAGGUUAGUAGGUUGCUCUAUUAUGGUUAUCCCUGAUGGUAAUUUUGAGUAUAAAUGAGAUAUUUUCAGAGCUCGGUGAUGUAAAUGAUAAGAAACUUUAUGGUCAAUUUACUGUCAUAGGAUAUUAGAUAUUGAUAUCCCUGAAUGGUAUUUGUAAUUCCUUCUUAGUAAGGAAUUAUUGUAUUCAGAUUUGUGAUUUUUUUUUUAUUUUUUUUUUAAUCCUUUGAUUAAAUUUCUUUUUGCAUUUCAUGAAUGUUUGCUGUAAUGUUAACAAAAAUAUCCCAAUUAUAUAUCUUUGAUGUCUAAAAUUCAAGAGAACAUUCAGUGUAAUGUAAUUUUGUUGUAUUUUUUUCUAUCUGAUCAUGAGCUAUGUAUUUGUGUAAAGUGUGUGUCUGAAAUCUCAUUGUUCAGUGCUGGAUAUUUCACAUGUUAUUUUCUUGACAUGCAGAUAAGUAGAUACUCUUGCUAUAACUUCUUUCAAACCUGCGGCCCUUUCUGGAGGCCUGGAUGAGAAAUGUACAAAUAAAUACACUUCACUUUGUAA
Molecule: messenger RNA, 14213 nt
Organism: Procambarus clarkii (red swamp crayfish)
Lineage: Eukaryota; Metazoa; Arthropoda; Malacostraca; Decapoda; Cambaridae
Source: RefSeq, a predicted model, not a curated record